Molecule: messenger RNA, 2631 nt
Organism: Sclerotinia trifoliorum
Lineage: Eukaryota; Fungi; Ascomycota; Leotiomycetes; Helotiales; Sclerotiniaceae
Source: the annotation of a GenBank genome assembly
ACCGCCUGGUAUUUCAAUCCGGGUCUUUUCUUUCAAUCCAUCAAGGUUCAACCUAGCUAUUCUUUCUUCCUUUGGCUUAAUAAUAUAAUAUUAUUGAUUCUAGCAUUACAACUUGUUGAUACCACCACAUCAUUUGUGUUACUAUCGUCGUUAUUGUAUUACAGAGAUAAAUCAAUCAUCCAUCUAUCCAUCUAUCCAUCUAUCCAUCCAUCUAUCCAUCUAAUCCAUCCAUUCAUCCAUUCGCACCUUUCUACAGCCUCAAAUCUAUCCUCCUUUGAUACUUCCUACAGCAGAUUGUUUGCUUUUCUUUCCCUCUUGCCCCCUUUUCAAAUUCACCUAAAAUCCUCAUCUGCUUCUUGCUUCUUGCUUCUUGCUUCUUGCUUCUUGCGUCUUGCUUCUUGCUUCUUGCUCCCUCGGCCUAUCCUUAUUUUACCCUCGAACUGUAUUCCAACCCGCAUCUCGCACCAACUCCCAAGCUACAUUAUACCUCAAUCGCAUACCUGCUACAAUAUUUGCAACACGGCCUGAGAUAACCGGCGACCACAGAUAAUCUGCGACAACUUACACUGUCAGGUUUCAACCUUGUUCAACCUCGUGCCACUUUCUCCCUCGUAUUUGAUACAUCUAUGCAUCACCAGUCGUAUAUCAACCAUCCGGUCAGAACUUUGAGGAAGCAGAAUAUAUCUUUGUAAAGUUGGCAACACAAUACUAUCAGUAUGGAGGCAGAAUCGUUGGAUAAUGACACAAGGGGAUGGAUUAUGGCCGUGAUUAGUGGAAUAGGUCAGUACAAUACCCGAAUGGUCCAUAGGAUGAUGUUCAGUGACCUCUAACAAUAAUCUUUAGCAUGUGUAAUUGGCAGUUGCAUAAUCUGCAUAGAUAUACUGAUAAGACAUAUCCCCAGCAAAAAGAAUUUCAGGAUACAGGAUAGUAAUGCUUUCCUGGCUGCCUCUUUAAGCUUGAGUUUCGGUGUAAUGGUAGGUUAGUCCUUUCGCACUUUGCGCCAACCAUUUACUAAUCUUUGUUUCUAUAUAGAUAUUCUCCUCAUUAUAUAGUAUGCUUCCAUCAUCGAAAAAAUACCUUAUUGAAGGUGGUUAUACAGCACAUGCCGCUGCAUGGAUUCUUUUGGCCUGUUUCGCCGCCGGCUUUAUUGGUAUACAAUUUGUCUCGAGGCUCAUGCAUCACUUUAUCCCAUCGCAUGUCUCACACUGCGAUCACUCUCAUGAGCCCAAUGCAGCACAUCACGACCACAAUAACCAUUUUGAAGCCCUCGACGGUCAUCAUGACCAUAGCCUUCCACUCUCAAAAUCGAGUUCUCAUGUAGCAGUUCAUCAAGCGAACAGUACGACGACUGAAUCUACACCACUUCUCAUGCCAAGUACAGAGGAGAAUGGAAAGUACCUGCCCAAGGGUCUUGCGUUAAUAAAUUCAGAUUCCCAGCCGAACAAUCAUCGUCAAUCCGCAGCUUCUAGCAGACGACCAUCACUGAUGGAGGUUCAAGCCAGGGUCAUGUCUUUUGUGAAGGAUAGAAAGGCUAAUUGUGACGAGAGUGGGCCAUGUUUUGGAUUUUCUGACCUUUGUGGACGAGAGUGCUUAAGAACCCCCAUCAAUACAAGACCUCCUUACACGGCACGAACUCCAACAGGCACUCUAUCAACUCGCUCUCAUCCUUUCACUCUCCCGGAAGAAGAAGAAGAGAGUCAGGACAAUUCAACACGAUCUCAUGAAGAAACGGAAAUGGCUAGUUGUCAAGACUCUGACAUUGAAGCACAACAACAUCAUCACCAUGUCCCCGAAAAUGCAUUUAUGGAUAUUGGUCUCCAAACAAGUAUUGCCAUUGGAUUGCAUAAGUUGCCAGAAGGUUUCAUUACAUUUGCUACCAAUCAUGCAAACCCCGAACUUGGGGUUUCUGUAUUUCUAGCCUUACUCGUCCACAACAUCACUGAAGGAUUUGCAAUGGCUCUUCCAUUGUAUCUAGCACUUGGUAGCCGACCUCGAGCUAUCUUCUGGAGUUCUCUCUUUGGCGGCGUUUCACAACCAGCAGGUGCUGGCAUUGCAGCUGCAUGGUUUUCGAUUUCUGGGCGAGAGGGCCACGCCCCUAAUAUUGUGGUUUAUGGAUGCAUGUUUGGUGUCACGGGAGGUAUCAUGGCAAGUGUUGCUUUGCAUCUUUUUGCUGAGUGCUUGGGCAUGAAUCAUAACAGGAGUUUGUGCAUUUCUUUUGCAUUUGUUGGGAUGGCGUUGAUGGGUAUGAGCAAUGCUCUUACCUCUGAAUAAGGAAAUGAGGGAAUAAGACUGAAAGAUGGUACGCAUUAUGAAUAGACGAUUGGCGUUUUAAUAGGAUAUCAUACCACGGGAUAGGGCCUUUUUGGUGGGUUUUGGUGGGUCUGGAUGGAUUAUUUUGAACAUUAGGGAUGUAUUUUUAUCCAAAGUCUGAAGUUUGAAAUUGGUUGGCUAGGGGUAGCAAGGUUGGAAAUAGCUCACGCUUGAUUAGAAUGAAUAUACCGCAACUGUAUUGCAGCAAAUCGAGCUGCAUUCAAAUCAUCUCCUUGAUCUUUCUUAUCUUACUGUUGUGAAGGUCUAGCAGAGUCCGAUUUGUUGUUGAGGGUAUGUAUCCCAUGAGGGCCAGAGAUAGUG